AUGGAUAUUUUAGAACUACUUCAUGUAGAAUCUUAUUACAGUGAUACUCGUCCUUUCAGCUGUACCUGGGAAGGUUGUCAUAAAGCUUUCUCAAGAAGAUCUGAUCUUUCUAGGCAUUCCCGAAUUCAUACUAAAGAAAGAUCUUUUACCUGUAGCGAACUUGGUUGUGGUAAAAGCUUUAUUCAGAGGUCUGCUCUUACAGUACAUUUACGGACGCAUACUGGGGAAAGACCUCAUUUCUGCGAAUACCCAGAUUGUAAUAAAUCCUUUUCAGAUAGCAGUUCUUUAGCUCGUCAUAGGCGCAUUCAUGCCGGAAAAUUUCCUUAUAAAUGUCUCAUCGAUGGAUGUGAAAAAAGAAAAACAAAUUUAAUCAAGCAUCAUCGUCAAGUCCAUAUGAUGCCUCACAAAAGUGACCGAACUAUCGAAUGGCCUUCUAUUGAAGACUUUCAAUAUCAACAUUUGCAACAAAAUAUUUCUUUAAACUCAACAUUCCCCCCUCCCUGGUCUUUGCCUGGCAUUCCAACGUUUCAAACAUACCAACAUUUUCAACAAGGACAUUAUACAUCACCUCCAUAUUAUUUUGGUCACGUACAACAAUAUAUGCAUCCUACUCAUUUAAAACAACAAUCUUAUUUUAUGGUUCCUAAUCAUUAUCAUCACUAA
Molecule: messenger RNA, 663 nt
Organism: Cetraspora pellucida
Lineage: Eukaryota; Fungi; Glomeromycota; Glomeromycetes; Diversisporales; Gigasporaceae
Source: the annotation of a GenBank genome assembly